Messenger RNA from Cucurbita pepo subsp. pepo (vegetable marrow), 775 nucleotides. RefSeq lists its product as uncharacterized. Lineage: Eukaryota; Viridiplantae; Streptophyta; Magnoliopsida; Cucurbitales; Cucurbitaceae. The record is from RefSeq and is a predicted model, not a curated record.
GUGUGUUUCAUUUUCAUUGGGGAUUUUCCCUUUUCUCAUUUUUCCCCCAAAUUUUCCAACCCUAACAUUUUCCCGGAAACCGCCUUUGUUUGUUUCCCGAGAAAAUUUCUCCUCGCCUCCGUACUUCUUAUAUAAAUCACCGCCUCACACUUCCAUCCUUCCACUCUAAAAUCGUUCACAGAACUCGGAAUCUGAUGGAUCUUACCGCCAAGAAGCAGUCGAAGCGCCGAUCUAGGAAAUCGGCCGCCGCCGAUUUCAAAGUCGUGUACAUUUCGAAUCCGAUGAAGGUGAAAACCAGCGCCUCCAGGUUCCGAUCUCUCGUCCAGAAACUCACUGGCUUGGAUUCCGACGCCGAGAGGUUCAUGGAAUUGAUUGCCGCCGCUGCCUCCAGUGAUCGGAAUAAUCUCCAAUCGUCGACAUCGGCGUCGGCGUUCCUUGAUUAUCAACUCCUCGGCGAUGACGAUUUAACUGAUUGUGAUCAUCGGCUUGUGGCGGGAAAGAUUGAAACGGCGGCGUAUCAGUCGUCGGUGGCUCCGCCGGAGGAUUUGGUUAUGCAGAACUUUGAUGCGAGUUUUGCGGAAAUGUUCCAAAGCUUUUUGCAUGAAUCUUCUUCAACGCAAACUGAGAUGCCAGGUUUCAGUGCUCUACUGUAAAUUCGAUAUUACGUUUUAAUUUCUCCAUUUUUUUUUAAAAUAAUGUGACGUGGAUUUUUCUUGUCACAUUUCUUUUGUGAUCAUAAUAUUAUUUUUAAUAUAAUAUAGUGAAUUUUGAGUAA